Protopolystoma xenopodis is the source of this 423-nucleotide messenger RNA. NCBI's taxonomy places the organism in Eukaryota, Metazoa, Platyhelminthes, Monogenea, Polystomatidea, Polystomatidae. The record is from the annotation of a GenBank genome assembly.
AUGCGUUCCUCAGCGUCUUCCUGCCAAUAUGACCAAUUUGGUUUGAAAUUCGUGCCUGCAAUUUGCACUAGAACGUUGCUAGUCACAUCCGAUAUCUGUACUCUCGGCCACCUUUCAACUCUUGUUUCUCUCCUCAUAAUAUCGGAGUUAGUGAUUAGUCUCCCAUCAGUAGUGGCUUGGUUAAAACAGAAAAAAUGUGCUUCACUCAUCCUCCUCGCCUCAAUUUCUAUCUCUUCUUCUGCUCUACGAAAAUCCGUAGAAUCGAACAGGGUCGGCGCCAGCAAAGCACUCGAAGAAGAAGUAUGUUCUGUUUUGGCAUCUCCAAAUACGAUACACGGAGCCAGUAAAUCGUCAGGAUUCAAGAAGCAGAUGACCCGCAGGCUUAAGUACCACAUCUUCUUAAUGCUGGCGGUUACCAAGUGA